This is a messenger RNA of Ylistrum balloti, 2487 nucleotides long. Its product is annotated as ATP-dependent RNA helicase DDX51-like. The record is from RefSeq and is a predicted model, not a curated record. The transcript has 16 exons. Bases 67 to 2094 code for a protein of 675 amino acids. Gene Ontology annotation, molecular function: nucleic acid binding; ATP binding. Gene Ontology annotation, cellular component: nucleus. NCBI's taxonomy places the organism in Eukaryota, Metazoa, Mollusca, Bivalvia, Pectinida, Pectinidae.
CACGGAAAAGCAUGUGCUUUUGCUUACAUUUUAAAAUUGUCUUUUUGAGUAGCAGACAAUGAUAAAAUGGCACUUUUCUCUGUGUCCAGGUAUAUGGGAGAAGAAGAUGCAGUCAUUAAUGAAAAAGAAAAGGACUUGACAUCUUCAAAAAUAUUAGAGAAAAUAAAAACUGAGGCUAAACAACGCAAAGCUGAUAGAGAGAAGAAUAAAAAGGAAAAGGUCAUCGAAAAUGACAAUACUACAAAACACAAAGAUGAAGAAGUGUCAGCAAAGCUUAGAAAAAGUCCACAAGUUCAAAAGAAGAAAAAGAAAAGAAAAGCUGAAGAUUUAGAAACAAAAGAAGAUGAAACAUCUGGAAAAGAAAAAAAGAAAAAGAAACUUAAGUUAGAUGAAAAUGGUGAUAACAUUCAACAGAAAUCGGAGAAAGAUUUUGUUGCAGAAGAAACAAAACUGUUGAAUCAACAUGAUGUUGAUGUGGAAGAAAAAGACAUUGCAGACAUGUACAAUGAUGACACUAUGGAGGUGGAUCACGAAAAGAAGUUUCCAGUACUUGGGAAUUACAAGCAGAAAAGUGUACAAAAGGUAAAUCGUGUCCUCCCUGAUUGGUUGGCAAGUCCCAAUAUUAUUACAGCAGAUCUGCGAUCUAAUACUCUUCCUGUGGCAGAGAUGGCAGGCCUUGAUACUGAACUUUUGGAACAACUACGAGAAAACAACAUUUCACAUUUUUUUCCUGUGCAGAUGCAGGUUAUUCCAAUGUUGUUGGACACAAUAAGCGUUGGAGGAACAGUUGGGAAGGCGGGUUACUGGCCCAGCGACAUCUGUGUUUCUGCUCCCACAGGCAGUGGUAAAACCUUGGCAUUCGUCCUUCCAAUAAUCCAGGCUUUGAAAGGGCGUGUAUACAGACAGGUAACUGCAUUGGCUGUUUUACCUGUAAAAGACCUUGCUGUUCAGGUGUACAAGGUGUUCCAGACCUACAGUAAAGGCUCAGACCUUAAGGUUGGCCUUCUCACUGGACAGAAAGCUUUCAAAUUGGAACAGCAGACAUUGGUCCGAAGGAGUCUCCGUGGUUACCAAAGUCUUGUGGAUAUAAUCGUAGCAACACCUGGCAGACUUGUAGACCACAUCAACCAGACACCUGGAUUUGAUCUGACAAGUCUACGAUUCCUGGUCAUAGACGAAGCAGAUAAAAUGAUGGAACUCAUCAAACAGGACUGGUUGAUUAGAGUAGAGAAUGCAGUAUACAGAAACCAACGACCAAAACCAGAAAUACUUACACCUUACAGUUGCCUAAAGCCACACAUACCUUUACAAAAGCUGUUGUUCUCGGCAACACUGUCGCAGAACCCUGAGAAACUACAGCAGCUGAACUUGUUCCUGCCUAAACUUUUCACAUCAGUAGUCACCGAGACACAGCUUAAGCCUUCCAGCAUCAACCCAGUGUGUGAAGAUGACACUGGUCUCUCAGUUGAUACAGUUGGAAACCAGGGAGAGUUUGUUGGGAAGUACACAACACCACAAGGGCUAAGUGAGUACUUUGUGGAGUGUACAGCUGCCACAAAACCCUUGAUCCUGCUCCACUUCCUACACACCCUCAUGUUCACCAACGUAAUCUGCUUCGUCAAUUCAGUGGAAGCUACACAUAGACUAUAUCACCUGAUCCGACUUGUGGGAGGGAAAGAAGUUCGUGAGUUCUCCUCCGGUCAACAGGCAAACAGAAGGAAACGAAUCCUCAAAGAAUUCUCUAAUGGAAAAAUUGAUAUAAUCAUCUGUACAGAUGCCAUGGCCAGGGGGAUGGAUAUAGACAACGUCAAGUUUGUAAUAUCGUACGACCAAACGCCCAACAUCAAGACAUACAUCCAUCGUAUAGGGCGUACCGCUCGUGCAGGCAAAGCAGGCACAGCAAUUACCCUUCUACAGAACAAAGAGUUUUAUCACUUCAAGAAGAUGACUCGUGAGGCAGGGAAGCCUAAGAUCAGGGAACAAAAAGUUUCUGAAGAAUCUCUGGAGCCAAUCAUCCCAGCAUUUCAGAAAGCACUAGAGGAAGUACCACACAUUCUUAAGGCUGAAAAGAUGAAGAAGAACUCUAAUGGAUGAAAGCUGCCAAGAAUUCAUUUUGAUGGACACGGUACAUUGUCAGGAGACCCUCCUCCCAGAAAACUGAAGUGAAGGUUCUAAAUGUUGAAAGUAACUGGUGCUAGUCUAUAUGAACUUUGCUUUAUGGUGACGAGAUGCAACCGGGAAGAAAUACCACCUUUGGUUACGUGGAGCUGGUAUCUAUUCAAGUGGUCUAGAUAUAAAGCAGUAAUGGCUUAAUCAUGAUGGCUCAUUAUAUCUCAGUAACUCCAUCCAAGAUCUAGCAACUACAAGUAAAAAAACCAAUUUGGCAUCAAUUGCAGUCGAUUCAUUGUGAUUCUUUGAGCUGGCCUCAAAUGGAAACAACAUGGAUCUGACGAGAACACAUUUCAAAUAAAGUACAAGAUAAUUUAA